CAGAGGGAUGUUGUGUUUGUGUCCAGCGGCCUUCAGUGAUGGCGGCUUUACUCUUUGUGCUCUUGUUGUCGGGCGUGAGCGCCUCGCUGGCUGGCCGUGACUUUGUGUUCUCUAAAAAGAGUUUUUCAGAUUACCAGCAAAAGAACCCCAAGCCCCAGGUUCCGGCGGAACAGCGGCAGCCCCUCAACACGGUCCGGGUGACCUGCCACCCGGACUCCCUGGAGAUCCUGAUCCAAGCCGACCUGUUUGCCGUGGGGUCGCCCGUCCACAGCUACGAGGUGCGCCUCGGGGUGGAGCCCAACGAAGACUUCUGCAGCGCCGCGCCGUCCUCUGCCCACGAGUACAGGAUUCUUGUUGGGCUGCUGGACUGUGGCACCAAAUAUUGGAUGACUGACAUGUCCCUCGUGUACACCAACCUGCUUGUCUACACUCCCGCGCAGUCUCCCGAUGGCCUGAUCCGAAUGGACGGUGCGGUCGUUCCAAUAGAGUGUCACUAUGCAAGGCGCUACAGUCUGUCCAGUUCUUCCCUCACACCCACCUGGAUCCCCUUCAUGGCCACACAAACUGCAGUGGAAACUCUGGACUUUAACCUCAGAAUUAUGACUGACGACUGGCAGCAUGAGAGGGGAGUGAAUGUGUACUACUUGGGCGAGCCAAUUUUCAUCGAGGCCUCUGUCCGAUUGGGCCAUCACGUGGGCCUGCGCGUGUUCCUGAGCAACUGCGUGGCCACGCUGCAGCCGGACAGCCACUCUGUGCCCAGAUAUGUCUUCAUUGAGAACGGAUGCUUGUUGGAUUCCAAGCUUCAGCCUUCAAAGUCUCGCUUCCUGGCGAGGACACAAGAUGACAAGCUGCAAUUUGUCAUUGAUGCAUUCAGGUUCCAUGAUCAGGACAGGGGAGAGCUUUACAUCACAUGCAUCCUGAACGCAGUGUCUGUCAAUGAUGCAGAGGCCUCCAACAAAGCGUGCACUUUUGUCAAUGGGAGGUGGCGGUCAGCUGAUGGCAACGACUACCUGUGCGGGUAUUGCCAAAGCGAAGUUGGACAACCUCAAAGUAAACCCGCCAAGAUCAGUCCUCGCGGUUUCAGCAAGCCAGCCCGACCGGAAUUUCAUUGGCAAAGACUUCCUGCUAGCGGGUGGGAACAGCAGGCAAAUGUGGGUCCCAUGUUGGUUCUCCCAAAGCAAAAUAGUUGGAGUGUCCCUGACAAGGAGCUGCCUCCGGUGCUUAAAAAGCUCAGCAGGCCUGCUCUGUACGGCAGCCAGUGGAUGAGUGGCCUCAAGUACAUGCAUGACCUGGAGAAUGGGCAGCUUCCUGGUCUGGUCACUGAAGACCUUUCCGCUGACAAUGAAGACUACAUCCCCCUUGUUGACCCCACAAGUGAAUUGGAUAUAAAAGAUGAAGAAAGUGAACUUGUUGAAGCUGCACCCAUCCUGCCAGAUGAACACGAUGACAACUCCACUGAGCUUGUUGAGCAGUGGCCUGAGGUGGAUGUCACCCUUGUCGCCAAUUCAACUGAUGCAGUCUGACAACUCUAUAAAUGACUAAGAGAAUAAAACUAUUUGUAAUGAAACUUGA
Phyllopteryx taeniolatus (common seadragon) is the source of this 1572-nucleotide messenger RNA. RefSeq names its product zona pellucida sperm-binding protein 3-like. The record is from RefSeq and is a predicted model, not a curated record. Gene Ontology annotation, cellular component: extracellular matrix. The coding region runs from base 39 to 1523 and encodes 494 amino acids. The transcript is spliced from 10 exons. Gene Ontology annotation, molecular function: acrosin binding. Gene Ontology annotation, biological process: positive regulation of acrosome reaction; egg coat formation; binding of sperm to zona pellucida. Lineage: Eukaryota; Metazoa; Chordata; Actinopteri; Syngnathiformes; Syngnathidae.